Messenger RNA from Babesia bigemina, 207 nucleotides. RefSeq lists its product as hypothetical. The coding region runs from base 1 to 207 and encodes 68 amino acids. The transcript has a single exon. Lineage: Eukaryota; Apicomplexa; Aconoidasida; Piroplasmida; Babesiidae. The record is from RefSeq and is a predicted model, not a curated record.
AUGUGCAACGACAGUAUUACGGCCUCGGAGAACGAUUUUACUCCCCAGCAAUACAAAUGUAAAAUAAAACCACAAAUUGACAACUUACUUUAUAUAGUUUUGAAGGUCUCCGUAUCGAGCCGGUGCCGCCUGUUCUUAUUGCAGUUGUUAAAGCCGUUUCCUUCGAUCCACGUUAGCGCACAGCGAAUUAUAAUAAAAAUAAAUUGA